GUGUGUGUGUGUGAGCGUUGACGGACCAGCAGAGCAUCACGACGAACAUCAAAGCUACUAGACAAAAGCAAUUCAUUCUUAUAUGUUCUCUGUUCUUAGGGCUGUGUAAGGUUAUAAUGGCAGUGGUCUGAAAGAGAGAGAGAGGGAGAGAGAGAGAGAGGGAAAAGGGAGGGAAGGAGGCACAGAUGAGGAUAGCGAGAGACACCGUAUACAGAGCAGCGGAUAAGACGAUGAUGAGAGACGCGCAGUGAAGGUGAAAGGACGAAUAAAACACGAGGGAUUGUGGACAAACAAAGACGACAGCACAUGUCGAGGGAACAGGAGUCCAGAUCCACUGCGGACUGUGAGCGGAGACUGUGUGAAUGGGAAAGACUGUAGAUCAGCUGGCUUUACGGAGACAGAAGUGCAGGGGAUGAUUGGGCUGCAUGGGCUCUGCUGUUGGCAUCGCUGCUGCUGUCCUAAACCGCUACGCUCUAGUCCCAUUGAUCGCACACAGAUAUGAGCUCCAAACACUCGUCUGACUGGAUCCCUUACAGCACAUUGGAUGAUGAGGGCACGAAUCUGCGGCAACAGAAGCUGGACAGACAGCGAGCUCUACUGGAACAGAAGCAGAAGAAGAAGCGCCAGGAGCCCCUGAUGGUGCAAUCUAAUCUGGACGGCCGCUCUCGAGUGCGCAGGACCCGGCAGUCAGAGGAACAGGCUCCCCUCGUGGAGAGCUACCUCAGCGGAAACAGCAGCACCAUCUACCACGUACAAGAAGCGGAACAGGAAGAAGUUAAAGCCGUAGCAGAGGUUCAGGCUCCUCGCUCGGCUAAAAAAUCCAAGCCGCCUACCUCCACUCCUCAGACUGGCAGCGCCAAGAAGGAGAAAAAGGGCAAGCACAAAGGAAUUGAUGGGCCCGCUGCCUUCCAGGAUGAGGGUCAGGAGCUGGGCAACCAGAUUCAGAUCCUGACCGUGGGCCACUCACCCGCCCAGGAGAGCGAGGCAGAGGGCCAGGGGGAGGCAGUGGGCAGCACACACUCACAGGGCAAACAGGACCUUCGGGUCACCAUGCUGAAGAAAGGAAUCUCAAGUAGCAUGAACUUCGAUGAAGAGGAGGACGAAGAUGAUUUGGUCAGCUCAAGCUCAUCUCAGCUCAACAGCAACACAAGACCUGGCUCUGCCACCAGCAAAAAGUCCAGCAAGGAGGCGACAUCAGCUUCCACCCCGUUGGCCAAUGAGCCAUCCAUUGACGUAGAUGACCUGGAAGAGUUCACUCUCAGACCCGCCCCACAAGGAGUGACUGUCAAAUGCAGGAUCACGCGGGAUAAGAAGGGCAUGGACCGGGGCAUGUACCCCACCUACUACCUCCAUCUGGAGAGAGAGGACGGCAAGAAGGUUUUCCUUUUAGCCGGGAGGAAGAGAAAGAAGAGCAAAACAUCCAAUUACCUCAUCUCCAUCGACCCAACUGACCUAUCACGAGGCGGAGAGAGCUUUAUUGGCAAACUGAGAUCAAACCUUAUGGGUACCAAGUUUACUGUGUACGACAGCGGCAUGAACCCAGUCAAGACCACGUCCAGUCUAGAAGCAGGGAAUCUCCGUCAGGAGCUGGCAGCGAUCUGUUACGAAACUAAUGUUUUAGGAUUCAAGGGGCCUCGAAAGAUGAGUGUCAUUAUUCCCGGAAUGAACAUGGACCAUGAAAGAGUCUCAAUCAGGCCUCGAAACGAACACGAGUCUCUGCUGGCUCGAUGGCAGAACAAAAGCACAGAGAGUGUGAUAGAGCUGCACAACAAGACGCCGGUGUGGAACGAUGACACUCAGUCGUAUGUGCUCAACUUCCAUGGCAGAGUCACACAAGCAUCCGUCAAAAACUUUCAGAUCAUUCAUGACAAUGACCCGGAUUACAUUGUGAUGCAGUUUGGUCGUGUCGCAGAGGAUGUCUUCACAAUGGACUACAACUACCCUAUGUGUGCCCUGCAGGCGUUUGCUAUUGCUCUGUCCAGCUUUGACAGUAAGCUAGCCUGUGAGUAGCCAUCUUUCUCUGCCCGCCUCAGCCACGAAAGGACCCGGCCAGACCGCUUUACAAUCCCCCAAUAAAGGGCUGCGCUGAACUGCAAGGCAGUAGGGUCCCGCUCUCAACAUCCUCUUUUGGAGGCCUGAAUGCGUAUAGAGUUCGUCUUUGUGUGAAUAUGUGCGAGCGAGGUGGCGUUUCUGCUUUUUGAAAAGGAAAAGGGGAUCACGGUUGGGGGAAAGCACAAAGACUUCGCAGUUCAAAUGCAUUCAUUUGAAUCGAUCACCUAGUCGCUUCUUUACUUAUCCGACAAGGUAAAACUAACAUUUUGCUAAUGUUCAAAAGAAGGAUCUUUUUACGGUAGUACUUGUGUCCCUUAAAUUAAUUUUGCCAUGGUCAUAAUUCUAAAAGAAUUAACAUUCACUAACCGUUCAACUCAUACUGUAGCUGUGAUUUAUAACAGCUUGGAUAUUUGAUUUAAUGAACUUUUGUAAAAUGACUGUCAUAUGUGACAUUUCUUCAGUUGUACAUGUCCCUUGUGUCAUGCAACAUCAAUUAGAUUUGUGACAUAACAGUUUAUGCUUCAGAAGGACUCCAAAGCCAGUAUGACAGUCUGACAUAUUUAUCCACUAUUUAUGUAUUUAUAGAUUUUCAUGCCAUCUGCUGCUUGUGUUUUACCCCAUGCCCAUAAUUAACUGUGCUUCAAGCUCAAAUCUUGACUGGGGCACCUUUGAGCUUUUGGUGUGGAUUAAUUUCACUUCAACUGAUGAAUGUGUGACUGUCUCAUGACGCAAAGGUGGUCAUCAUCAGUCCAUGUUUUUCACACUUACAUUUUUAAGGGAACAUGAGGUACAAAAAAGCUUUUAUAUCAUUAUAUUGAGGUUCACGCCAUGGGCCUCGUUUAUAAAACAUGCGUAGGAACAGAUUUGAUGUGGAACAAUGCUGAGCAGACCCUCACACAUUCAAUCAUGGCAGAGUCUGAGUAUUUGGGAACCUGAGCAUUUUUUGCCACUUACAGAAAUUUCACAUGGAACACAUAUGAAACCACAUGAAACACACAUGUAACGAGUAUGAAACACAUGAAUCAUUUGGAUUUGUAACGUCUUUUAAUAAAAAAAUGAGUGAAAAAUUGUACAAAACCAAACGUUAUAAGCAUUUCGUUCUUGUCCCAUCCCGCCCUCCUACCUUCCCCCUGAACAAAUACUGCAAAAAUCAUACAAAACCAAACGUUUUAUGCAUUUCAUUCUUGUCCCCUUCCCCCCCAUAAAUAAUGCAAAAAUGUCACAAAAGCAAACUUUUUAUGCAUUUCGUAUAGUUUUUUUUCUUCCAAAUACUGUAAAAAUGUUAUAAAACCAAAUGUUUUAUGCGUUUUGUAUUAUUUCCCCCCCAAAUACUGUAAAAAAUGUUUCAAAAUCUAACAUUUUAUGCUUUUCAUAUUAUUCCCCCCCAAAUGCAGUAAAAAUGUUGCGAAACCAAAUGUUUUAUGCGUUUCGUAUUAUCCCCCCAAAUACUGCAAAAAAUGUUACUAAAGCAAACGUUUUGUGCAUUUUGUAGUUUUUUUUUGUUCAAAAUACUGUAAAACUGUUACAAAACCAAAUUUUUUAUGCGUUUCGUACUAUUUUUACCCCAAAUACUGUAAAAGUGUUUCAAAAACAAACAUUUUAUGCAAUUUAUAUUAUUCCUGACCAACCCAAGCCCCCCCAAUGCUGUAAAAAUGUUACAAAACUAAACAUUUGAUGCAUUAUGUAUUAUUCCCCCCCCCCCCCAAA
Messenger RNA from Danio rerio (zebrafish), 3759 nucleotides. The record is from RefSeq and is a predicted model, not a curated record. Lineage: Eukaryota; Metazoa; Chordata; Actinopteri; Cypriniformes; Danionidae.